Messenger RNA from Lingula anatina, 2206 nucleotides. RefSeq lists its product as uncharacterized. NCBI's taxonomy places the organism in Eukaryota, Metazoa, Brachiopoda, Lingulata, Lingulida, Lingulidae. The record is from RefSeq and is a predicted model, not a curated record. Gene Ontology annotation, cellular component: late endosome membrane; Golgi apparatus; endoplasmic reticulum membrane. Gene Ontology annotation, biological process: endosomal transport; endoplasmic reticulum to Golgi vesicle-mediated transport.
UUAUAUAUGAGGCCUGUGAUAUUUACCUGUGGGUGGUGGAUUUGCACUCCACGAUAGAUACAAUGAUAAGAAGUCGUGCCCUCAAGUUGUGCGGGUAUUUUCUCUUGGGAAUACAUGUUUUCUUUUUACUGGAUGUGUUCUUCUUCCACUUCAUAAGUUCAAGUAAAAAAGUAUUGACACAAAAUGAAGGCCAUUCUCAGUCAGAUUCUCAAAAACUAUCAGUAAGUGUUGGCCACAAAAUAAGAAAGACUGGAGCAGCAGGAGAGAAAGCCCACCAGGUGAUAUUAGAUGAACUGAAUAAAGACUAUGCAGAACAGACUGAUCCUAAGUUGAUAACAGUUAUAAAGGAAGACUGGAUUGAUCCCCCAUGGGAUGGAGCUGCUAGACAUGUCAGCAGAAAAUAUCCCUCAAACAAAGAGACAGAUGUUUUGAAGAAACUUCUGAAAAAGGAAAAAGGCUUCUUCUUUGAGUAUAUUGCUGGCUUGCAGUCUUUUACCCUGUACUUAGAACAAGAGAAGAAGUGGACAGGACUCCUCGUUGAGCCAGAUUCAAAAGCAUACAGUCUUCUGCAAAAGAGAAAAAGAAAGGCAUAUACAGCUAAUGCAUGCCUUUGUAUAAAACCCUUUCCAACUUGGGAACAGUUGGAACUUACAUCGUAUGGAAAUAACACAAAAGCAAGGAAGUUUACAAGAAAUAUAGAAUGUCAGUUUUUUCCUUUAUUGUCUCUACUACUUGCAGUAAAGCACACAGAUGUUGACUUCCUCAGUCUGAGAGUCAGUGAACUUGGUGAUAAUGAUGUGCUUAAUCUUUUAAAAGCCAUAAGAUUUGACAACAUAAAUAUUGAAGUUAUUUCUACAACGAUUUCUUUACAAACGGAGGCUAAAAAUGUCCUUGAAUAUUAUCUGGAAAACAUUGGUUUUAAGCUUAUCACUGAAAUAUCUGACAAUUCAAUUGAAAAUACACUGAUAUUUAGCAAAAACAGAGAUGAGGGCCUGUAAUUUCUUGAAUUGAUAAGGAUUUGUGUAUUUAUGAAAAUUUGAUCUUUGUCAACAUUUUCUUUUUUCAAUCUACAGUUUAAUGUCUCUGUAAUUUGGAGUCGUUUUUUAUAAGUUAUAUCAGUAAAUGCAUUUUUCUUAAAAAAAAAACCAAAUGAGCACUGAAUCAAUAUUAUCAUGAUCUGCAGUUAUACCAAUGUUUUUAAUAAGAACACCACUUUUUUGUUGCUAGAAAUAUUAUUUCAUGAUUUUUUCUUAUUGUGUAUUGCGUCAUGUUAAAGGAAGUUAAGUGCCCCUAGCAUUUAUUAUACUUCUCUUAUUCUGGUACUUUAACAUUUUACUGAUAUGCACACCUGCCAGUUUUAGACAAUUGUGGAUUUUUCAAAGUGCUUAGUAAGAUAAUUGAAGCACUAAAAAUCUUGAUGUGCAAGUAUAUCACGCCCCUCUUUGAUAGAAACCUGUUUACCUAUAAUGAUAUGAUUUUUUGUUGUCCUGGGUGUUAUUAUGUAAAUAAUAAACCUCUGCUAUCUAUUGAACAUCAUAUAUUCCUUGUUCAUUUAUUUUCUUAUCAUGCCUAAAACAGUGUAACUUAAGAUUGCAGAAGUGUGAAUCUAAAUGGGUAAAAUCCAAUAACAGAAAUGUUUUAGUAAAAUGGUUGAAAUUUAAUGUCAUUGCUGAAGUGCAUUCUACUACCAAAAGUUGUACAGAAGUGAUGUUCAAAACUGCUCUAAAUGCCUGCUUAGUCACUUGUCAUAGAUUUGACUUGAACUAUUGUAAAGCUUAGUUUUUUGGUACUAGUAGAUAUGUUUCCAUUUCAUUCAUUUGGUAUUGUACAGACUUACUUUAAUUAAUUACAGUUCUUAAAAUCCUAAACAGCCACUUAGUUAUGUGCAAUAGAAUUGACCAUGACCUGACUUUAAGACUACUAAUUUACAUGUAUCCUGUAUUUUCACAUAACUCUGCUAGUUUAAAAAUUACUACCAUAUCAGUUAAAUGUUUAAAUGAUAGAAGUAAAGGCAGUACAUAGAUUGUUGAAAAUGUUGAAGUAGCCACUGGCAGAUUUGACUGCAUUUUACUUGGUUACUGAAUGCAUAUCUGGGAGGAUCAAGCUAAGCAAGUGCAUAGAUUUUUUGUAGUGAAUAACUGCCUCUUUUUUUUUCAGUUUUUUUUAUAGUACGAUCAUAGUGCUUUAUUUACAAAACUAGGCUUUU